AUGCUCUUGACGAACCUUUCCAGGCUGUCUGAAGUUGAUUUGCAGGUUGAUGAAGAGGUUCUUGGCAUUGGACCGGAUACGGCAUCCUUAGCUGCAGUAUCGUAUCGAUUGCAUAGGGAGUUAGCGGAUGAGCACGGUGGACGUGAGGAAUGGUCAUAUCGUGGAGUCGAUUCCCUCUCCGUUUCAACAUAUCGCUCCUCCAACCCCUCGAAGUCGGAGCCGAACAGAAGCAAAUAUGGCGCUGGCGCUGAUCCUGAAGGAGACGCACUGGAUGAUCUGUUAGGGAGCGAUCUUGAUCGACAGCGGAGGAGGAAAGGUGGGAAAGAGGGAUGGGCCGGGAUUGAUUGGUUGGAUGAAGGGGGUCAGUGUUAUGGGGGAUCAGAAGAGUACGGCGCAGGUGUUAGUCUUCCCCGUUUUUAUUCGUGCUGUUGCGCGAGGUUUCGCGAAAGUGCGAUGGCUAACAGUGAUGUUAGGGAACCGUAUCGGUUUACGAAAUCAAUUGCGAGGUUGGCGGAUGAGGGUGGGGUUGAGAUUCUUACUAAUACGCGUGCGGAAGCGUUCUCGUCGACGGAGAAGGUGCUGCUGAACGAGAAGAGGAUUGAGGAAGUGGAGGGGGUUUGA
Saitoella complicata NRRL Y-17804 is the source of this 621-nucleotide messenger RNA. RefSeq lists its product as uncharacterized. The transcript has 2 exons. The record is from RefSeq and is a predicted model, not a curated record. The coding region runs from base 1 to 621 and encodes 206 amino acids. Lineage: Eukaryota; Fungi; Ascomycota; Saitoellomycetes; Saitoellales; Saitoellaceae.